This is a messenger RNA of Pectinophora gossypiella (pink bollworm), 3063 nucleotides long. RefSeq names its product conserved oligomeric Golgi complex subunit 7 (gene Cog7). Gene Ontology annotation, cellular component: COG complex. The record is from RefSeq and is a predicted model, not a curated record. NCBI's taxonomy places the organism in Eukaryota, Metazoa, Arthropoda, Insecta, Lepidoptera, Gelechiidae. The coding region runs from base 129 to 2168 and encodes 679 amino acids. Gene Ontology annotation, biological process: retrograde vesicle-mediated transport, Golgi to endoplasmic reticulum; intracellular protein transport; Golgi organization. The transcript has 17 exons.
UUUAUAUCUGUCACGUCAACAGAACGAUUUUCGGAUUUUUCGGAAAAUUUUCAUUUUUCUCUGUAUUUUCGCUGAUAUCUACGGCAAAAGUCGAGUUGUAUUAUCAAAAAUUGAAUUCUCUGCGCAAAAUGGAUCUAAAAACGUUUGCUGAAGAUGAUUUUGAUCCUAAAAAAUGGAUUAACAAAGCGUGGAGCACCAGCGAUAGCCAUGAAAAAGAGGUAUUUGUGGCAAACUCAGUCACAAGACUACAGCUGUACAUGAAACAACUCACUAACUCCUUAGAUGAGACCACCACACAGAUAGUAACAUCAAUACCGCGUAUUCUGCAAGAUGCAUCAGCCCUGCAGGUGGAAGGUGCCCUGCUGCAGCAGAGGCUGCUGUCCCUGGAGAACAAGGUGCAGGGCGUGGAGGAGCAGACAGGGCACUCCAUUGAGAGUCUACAGAGGAUUGACCAGUUGAAGAGUCGGCUUGAGAAUGCAGCGUCGGCCCUUCGCGAGGCCGACAAGUGGGCGGCGCUGGCUAAUGCGUUAGAAGAUGUCCUCGAGAAAGGGGUGCCAACACAGGCGGACAAAUUGCACGAGUUAUCUGAGCAGGUGGCUGCCAUGACGGCUAGUUUAGAGGUGUUAAGCGACGCGCCGGACUAUGAGAACAAACGGCUGCAGCUGGAGACAUUAUACAACAGGCUGGAGGCAGCCAUCAGCCCACCGCUCAUCGAGGCACUCACUAAUAUGGAUGCUGCGGCGACGUCGCGCUACGUGCGGGUGUUCACGGGCAUGUCCCGCAGAGCGGCCGCGAGCCGCAGCUGGCGGCGCGCCGCGGCGGCGCGGCUGGCGGCCGCGUGGCGCGCGCUGCCGCACCACCAGCUGCGCGCGCUCACGCGCCUGCUGGCGCCGGACGCGCACACGCAGGUGACCUGGCUCACCAACGUUCUGAAGUCCGACACGCCUGUUUCCGAGCUGAUAAGACUGUAUACCGAUUUGUUGCUGUCUCUGGAGCCUUCGCCUACUAAGGUAGUCUCAGCAAACUUGAAGCUAUGCUCGUCCCCCGAAGAUGGAAUAGUUCUAUUGACGGACCUCAGGAGAGAUAUAGACGAGUUUAUUGCUUGUAUUACAGGAGUUAUGGAUGCGCCGAGGCCGAAUAAAGAGACAAUCUCCCCAGCAGUAUUGAAGGAGCUAGGCCGCGCCGCGUACGCUCCUCUCAGAGAGCUGCUACCCCAGUACACUGACCUACAGAGUCAGCUGUUACUUGCCAACCUGAAUGAUCCGCAGUUGAAACAGGAGGAUUUACUCGACCAGUCCAGAGCGCUGCUGACCACAGCGGAGCGGUGUGAAGGCUGGCUGAGUGCCGCGUACGCAAAGGCUAAGAAGAUCGCCGCUUACGCAGUGCACCCGUACUACGCGCCCGCCGUCGAGGCGUUCGUCACAGCGCUGUCAUCGCACAUAUCGACUCACAGCCGCCGCAUUGAGAGCGUAUUCCUGUCGUCCGUGUCGGGUGGGCAGGCCACCGGCGUGCUGUCCACCACCUUCCCCGCCUCGCUGCUGCUGGAGGCGGCGGCCGCCGUGCUGCUUACCACGCUGGCUAACAGGCAGGCGGCUGAACAGGAGGAAGAUCCAAAGGAAGAGUCGCCUCUAAUGGACUUACCCUCGCUCCUUCUGGAGCCCGAGGUGCGUCAGAAGCUAUCGGCGGCUAGGGCGGAGCCCCAGGCCUGCGUUGCGGGCCUCAGGCGGACUAAGGAGCAGCUGAGGAACCUCGCCAGAGCUAUAUUAAGACAUCCUGUUGAAGCUCAAUUAGACAAAAUACCACAACUGCCGGUUUGGUCUAACAAUGACGCCCUGUCUACGGACCUGCCAGACUUCGCUUUGUCACCUCAAGAGUAUAUCACGGAGAUCGGUCAGUAUCUAAUGACGUUGCCUCAACAUUUGGAAAUGCAUCUGUCGGACAAACAGGCGCCGUGGCAAUUCCUGUCGGAGGUAUGCACGCAUACAUGCGAAGUAUAUGCUGAGAAGAUAUUGAACAUAAGAAAUAUGGACCCUUUGGGAACUAAGCGAUGUCUUACUGAUAUUGUAUACCUGUCAAGCGUGGUGGAAGACCUGGGUGGCAAUGUGACUCCAGCUCUCAAGAGCCUGGAGAAAUCACUACGAGCUGCCACUCCCGCGCCGAGCGAGUGAACAUCUGUCGUGUGGGUUGAGAGGUGGAUUACCAACCUCAUCGACCCUGGUGUCAGGGUUACUAUUGACCCGCCAAAGGCCCCUGACAUGGCUCAUGUAACGACUACUUACUUAUAUCAGUAAGUGGUUAUCGGGACCAACAGGACGGUAUUACCCAGAGGGGGCGAGGUCGGCGUCCUGUACGAAAUGGUGCGGGGCAGAGAGAUACCGUUCUGUAGUCAUGAGCAAUAUCAUGUACCCACUUUAGAACCCUGUCGCACUAUCAUAUUUGACAUUUAAUGAGACUUACGGUUUAAUUUGUCAAAAAAGUUAAUGUGACAUGGUUUUAAGUGUAUACAUAUUAAUACUCGUGACCGUACGUAGUAUUAAUUAUUAUUUAUUCCCUGCUAGUGUGAAGGUGCUGUAAGUGCAAUAUAAAAAAAAGUUUGCCAGUAUGGGCAUCUAUGUAACAUUUAUGUGAAGUGUACAGGGUGUUAGUGACAUCGUAACGAAUACUGAGAGGGAUGAUUCAGACCAUGAUUCUGAGUUAAUAUCAAGUGGAUUUUUCGGUCGCUAAAUUCAUGUUCUUUUUACAUUAUUUUUAAUUCUGGAAAAUUCCGCUUCAUAUACUAACUCAGAAUAAUGAGUUGAAUCAUCCCCAUCAGUAUUCGUUACGAUAUGACUUACACCCCGUACAAGUCGUACAAGUAUGUAUGGGUAAUAGUGACACCGUAACGAAUACUGAGGGGGAUGAGUCAAUCCAUGUUUGAGUUGAUAUCAAGUGAAAUUUUCUAUCGGAAAAUUCAUGAAUAAACUCAGAAUCAUGGCCUGAAUCAGCACUCAGUUUUCGUUACGAUGUCACUAACACCCUGUAUAUAAUAAUAAAGGUGUAUAUUAAAAAAAUAAAAUAAGAUUA